CGCAUAGGCUGCUGGGAUGCCACCUCCUACCCCCAAUCCGGUCUUCCAGUUUCCCGGCGUGCUUCGGGCCCGCCAAAUGGGAGGGGGAGACGCAAGAUGGCGGCAGCCGCGAACUCGGGCUCCAGCCUCCCGCUGUUCGACUGCCCGACCUGGGCAGGUAAGCCCCCUCCUGGUUUACAUCUGGAUGUAGUCAAAGGAGACAAACUAAUUGAGAAACUGAUUAUUGAUGAGAAGAAGUAUUACUUAUUUGGGAGAAACCCUGAUUUGUGUGACUUUACCAUUGACCACCAGUCUUGCUCUCGGGUCCACGCUGCACUGGUCUACCACAAGCAUCUGAAGAGAGUUUUCCUGAUAGAUCUCAAUAGUACACACGGCACUUUCUUGGGUCACAUUCGGUUGGAACCUCACAAGCCUCAGCAAAUCCCCAUCGAUUCCACAGUCUCUUUUGGUGCAUCCACAAGGGCGUAUACUCUGCGUGAGAAGCCUCAGACAUUGCCAUCAGCUGUGAAAGGAGAUGAGAAGAUGGGUGGAGAGGAUGAUGAACUCAAGGGCUUACUGGGGCUUCCAGAGGAAGAAACUGAGCUUGAUAACCUGACAGAGUUCAACACUGCCCACAACAAGCGGAUUUCUACCCUCACCAUUGAGGAGGGAAAUCUGGACAUUCAGAGACCAAAGAGGAAGAGGAAGAACUCACGAGUGACGUUCAGUGAGGAUGAUGAGAUCAUCAAUCCAGUGAGCCCUAUACCCUUAUACUUCCUAGCAGAGUACCAAGCCAACCCUGCCCUCAUCUCUUUUUGCAGAGGAUGUGGAUCCCUCAGUUGGUCGCUUCAGGAACAUGGUGCAAACUGCAGUGGUCCCAGUCAAGAAGAAGCGAGUGGAAGGCCCUGGCUCCCUGGGCCUAGAAGAAUCAGGGAACAGGCGCAUGCAGAACUUUGCCUUCAGCGGAGGACUUUACGGGGGCCUGCCCCCCACACACAGUGAGGCUGGCUCCCAGCCGCAUGGCAUCCACGGGACAGCACUCAUUGGUGGCUUGCCCAUGCCAUACCCGAACCUCGCCCCUGAUGUGGACUUGACUCCCGUUGUGCCGUCGGCAGUGAACAUGAACCCUGCGCCAAACCCUGCAGUCUACAACCCUGAAGCUGUAAAUGAACCCAAGAAGAAGAAAUAUGCAAAAGAGGCUUGGCCGGGCAAGAAACCCACACCUUCCUUACUGAUUUGAUAUUUUUGGUUGUGGAGAAGGGUGGGAUUGGGUGGGAAUGGGGUUAGAAGGGUGAUGGGGGAGCUAAUGAACUAGGGAGAAAAACUUUCCAUGUGUUCAGUAUCGUCUUUCAGACUGUCUCCUGGGGUCCUAACCAUGUAACAUUAAAACUGGGGUGGGGUUGAAAUAUCCCAUAAAGACCUGUCUUCAGAACACUUUGAGUAUAGAGAAAGAUUUCAUAUAUCCUCUUACGUAGAUUGACUGCCCAGGCUCUUUCCCCAGCUUUCCACUACCUCCUUCUUUCUUUCUCCCUCUUUCUAGGAUACUUUUAUGGAAAGUCAGAUAUCCCAGGCCCUCAGGUUGAUGCCAGAGCUGUGGAGGUUACAGUAGCAUCACCAGCCUGGGGGGUCCAGUAGCCUAAUUUGUAUCUACUAUCCUUGCAAGUCCCAGAUAGCAAAAGGGUUGCCGUGGAUCCCAGGUUGAUCAAAAAGAAGGCUUAGAAUUCUGUAGUUAAGCCAAGGUUUAAACUAAAAAAUGUUUUCUUGGGUCAGUGGUUUUGAGGUCCAGUAGUUAGGCUUUUCUCUUUUGUCCUUUCUGUUGGAAUGAGAACAUUUUGAUUUUCCUUCGUCUGUGACCAGUGGCAUAGACACAGGUUUACAGUUUUUAACUUACAGUAUUGUUUGAACUUUGUUUUCUUGUCAAACCUGAGCACUCCACUUGCUGAAGUUUCUUAUUUAAUUCCAGAAUACUAUCCUCUACUUUCUGUGGCAUUACUUUCCUUUUUAAGUGUGUUUUGAAGGCAAUUUUUAAAGGAUAUGACCAGUUAGGGCAAUUCAAAUUAAAAAGGAAAAGAUUUUACUUUGCAAGUAGCUGAUGUCUCUAAGAAUUUCUAGAUGUUGGCUUGGAGGCUCUUCCCCCCUGGAUUGAGAGCUCUCGUUACCUGGAGCUCUAGGACUAGACCUGGCUAACAAACAGGAGACGAAGGUAGGAAACAUUGAUAUGAGCUUUGUACAGAGAUUUGUACAUUUGUGUAAUAGGCCUUUUCACGCUUUAUGUGUAGCUUUUUACCUGUAACCUUUAUUACAUUGUAAAUUAAACGUACCUUUUGUCAUU
Microcebus murinus (gray mouse lemur) is the source of this 2311-nucleotide messenger RNA. It is a transcript of the gene PPP1R8, whose product is annotated as protein phosphatase 1 regulatory subunit 8. NCBI's taxonomy places the organism in Eukaryota, Metazoa, Chordata, Mammalia, Primates, Cheirogaleidae. The record is from RefSeq and is a predicted model, not a curated record. Gene Ontology annotation, molecular function: protein binding.